This is a messenger RNA of Nymphalis io (European peacock), 1692 nucleotides long. RefSeq names its product solute carrier organic anion transporter family member 74D-like. NCBI's taxonomy places the organism in Eukaryota, Metazoa, Arthropoda, Insecta, Lepidoptera, Nymphalidae. The transcript is spliced from 12 exons. Gene Ontology annotation, cellular component: membrane. Gene Ontology annotation, biological process: sodium-independent organic anion transport; transmembrane transport. Gene Ontology annotation, molecular function: protein binding. The record is from RefSeq and is a predicted model, not a curated record. Bases 1 to 1692 code for a protein of 563 amino acids.
AUGUUAAUCGCAAAAGUAUGGUUCCUCCUUCGCAAGUAUAUCCUGACAAUUCCGCGUUUCGACCUGUUCCUGCAAGGUGCGCUGCUAAUUGUUGUAUUCCUGGAAAGCAAUGUCUACCUCCUCUUGAGGAGAAAUGCGGGUACAGGGUACCUGUCAUCAAUAAAUGAAGAUUGGGUUAAAAUGGGAGUUGGUGGUGCGGAAUUUUUAUUGGGUGCAAUGGUGGCGUGGUAUGGACGAGGCAUGAGACACUUUACACUGUCAGCUUGGCUUGGAGCCACGGCCAUUUCUGGCCUGAUAGUUUUAGCAUUCCCGUAUCCUGAAUCGGGGCGACCUUCGGUAGAACUUUGCGGAGGUGGUGUCAUUUCAGCAUACUCCGAACAUAAUUUAAAUAAACAGUCCACUGAAGAUAACCUUCUGGUUCCAAGAACCGUGUUCCUUAUUAUCACAGCAGUUCUUUGCGCACUCACAAAGAUCAGCGUGUGGGCGCACGGGAUCACGUACUUGGAUGACCAUGAACCGGAAAGUGGACCAUAUUUUUAUGGUAUCCUUAUAUCAAUACGUCUGUCCCUCGGUCUGAGUGGUCAGAACUGGUUGAGAAGUGGUUCAGUGAGGGAGGACUGGUGGGAGGCACAUGUGUCACUCUCGAUGCUGACUCUCAUGUUCUGUAUCCUGUUCACUCUGUUCCCGAGGAAAAUGGAGGGGUACAAGGAGUUCGAUAUGUUAAUUUUUCCAGGUAUAUUAAAGCCGAUUGGUCGUAUGCUUAGCAAUAAGCCAUUAAUGCUGCAGACGGUGGCGCUGUCGCUCCUCAACACGGCUCUCUUCGGCUACGUCAGAUUUGAUACUGCAACUAUACAGUCGAAGUUCCACGUAGAAACUCUACGUCAGGAUCCGCGAACCUCGCGCACGAUAAUGGACAUCUUCAGAUCCCUCGUCAUUAUUUUCUUCGUCUCGAUAUUUCGCAUGCGUUUCUCCGGUCGUCGCAGUGAAGGUGUCAAAUCAAACACUGCUUCCAAAGUUGGUGGUAUUACUUGUGUUUUGGUGACUGCAUUCUUCGCUGUACUCACUGGCCUUAGCUGUGGUAUAGGGGAAAUUGCUGGCGUCAACGGGGAGUACCAGCAGCCAAGCUGCAGUGUUGGAUGCGAAUGCAAAUCAGAGACUUACGGCUUCAGUCCUGUUUGUGUAUUGAAUACUUCGACGACUUACUUCUCUCCGUGUCACGCGGGAUGCAGGGAAUACGAAGACCUUAAUGGAUUUUUGUUGUUCGACAAUUGCUCUUGUGGCCCUCAAAGAGCGGUUCGCGGAAGCUGCACCCUACCUUCCUGCUGGCUCGUUUACAACAUCUACCUGGUCUUCUUUACAUUAGUGCUCGCUGCCACAGCGGCGUCGUUCCUCAUGCAAGGCAUGGUGAUACUUCGCGCCGUCCCGCCCCGUGACAAGCCCAUAGCUAUCGGGGUCAGCUUCGCCAUAAUCGGAAUCCUCUCGCACGUGCUUGGCCACUUUUUGUACAUGGUGAUCGGCUAUUUAACGUGUGUCUACGAAAGGGAUAGUAUAUGUCUGCUCCAUGAUUUUUCAAUCUGGUCGAUUGGAGCGGUCAGUGCUGCACUCGCAGUAAUGUCGGGAAUCGUCAGCAUAAUAGCGAGUCGAUAUCGACCCACACCUGAACUUCUCAUCACUAGCGAUGAAAACAGCUGA